CAUCAAAUUUAGAAAUUAAGUAAAAGAAUCCAAAAGGAAUAUUUAGAUCAAUGAAAUUGACUCGAGUUUCUGGUCUCUUAAACUUUGACUCAAAUGCGCGAUAUGCUUGCAAUUAGAUGAUGCAUUAUUUUGUUUAUGGACGAGGCAAAAUAGAAAGUUAACUAAGAAAGGGAGAUGUUCCUUAGAAAGAUUGGUAUAUUUCCUUCAUAAAUAUAAUAAGUAAUUAUUUAACUUAAAUUAGUUGAAAAUGUUUGAUGAUUAACGGAUAGCGAGGUAUGUUCAGACAUAUAUGGAUAAAAUCAAAAAAACAAGGAAUACGGAAGAAAUUAGAGUAGAGAAUAUCAUAAAUACAAGUGAGAUGAAGAAAUUUCGCUUUUUAUUAAAUUCUGCUAACCAAUAAAUAUUUGCAAAACGAUAUUGUAAAAUUUAAAAUAUAAAUUGA
Molecule: messenger RNA, 442 nt
Organism: Paramecium octaurelia
Lineage: Eukaryota; Ciliophora; Oligohymenophorea; Peniculida; Parameciidae
Source: the annotation of a GenBank genome assembly